Messenger RNA from Microtus oregoni (creeping vole), 498 nucleotides. Its product is annotated as histone H2A type 2-A. Gene Ontology annotation, molecular function: protein heterodimerization activity; DNA binding; structural constituent of chromatin. Lineage: Eukaryota; Metazoa; Chordata; Mammalia; Rodentia; Cricetidae. The coding region runs from base 31 to 423 and encodes 130 amino acids. Gene Ontology annotation, cellular component: nucleosome. The record is from RefSeq and is a predicted model, not a curated record. The transcript has a single exon.
GCGCGAGCGUGUGAGUUUGUGUGUUCCGUCAUGUCUGGCCGCGGUAAGCAAGGAGGCAAGGCCCGCGCCAAGGCCAAGUCGCGGUCGUCCCGCGCCGGCCUGCAGUUCCCGGUGGGGCGCGUGCACCGGCUGCUGCGCAAGGGCAACUACGCGGAGCGCGUGGGUGCGGGCGCGCCCGUGUACAUGGCUGCCGUGCUGGAGUACCUGACGGCCGAGAUCCUGGAGCUGGCGGGCAACGCGGCCCGCGACAACAAGAAGACGCGCAUCAUCCCGCGCCACCUGCAGCUGGCCAUCCGCAACGACGAGGAGCUCAACAAGCUACUGGGCAAGGUGACGAUCGCGCAGGGCGGCGUCCUGCCCAACAUCCAGGCCGUGCUGCUGCCCAAGAAGACCGAGAGCCACCAUAAGGCGAAGGGCAAGUGAGGCCGCUGCCCGCAUCUUGGCGGCUCGCGUCUCGGGGACGCUCGCGAACUCAAAGGCUCUUUUCAGAGCCACCCA